Molecule: messenger RNA, 1435 nt
Organism: Vitis riparia (riverbank grape)
Lineage: Eukaryota; Viridiplantae; Streptophyta; Magnoliopsida; Vitales; Vitaceae
Exons: 7
Coding region: 220-1224 (334 amino acids)
Molecular function (GO): protein binding
Source: RefSeq, a predicted model, not a curated record
UGCAAAGUUCCAAUUCCAAUAGACUGUGAAGACUGAAGAGUGUCCCGUUAAUCAGAUGCCCCCGAUUGAUUGAAAUUUCCUUGUUUGUUUAACUUUAAUGUAGUUGGGGGUUUUCCUAAUUAGGUUUUUUUACGAUUCCAAAACGCUACGUCUCAGAUCAUGUUUCUAUCUACUCAGAGCUGAUCCUAGGGUUUCUUCUGGAACUCCAUCCAACUUCAUAUGGCAGAAGCCUCGAGGUCUCAAGUCACCAUCACCCUUGGCUCUACUGGUCAGGUGGUAAAGAGGGCAGGGCCUAUGAUGGAUGGUGCAUUUUUGGAAUCUCCCCCGGCCACUGGAAGUAAGAGGUCUGUGAAGGAUCGAUUAGGGAGUAAUGUGGAUUCUUUGAUGCAUGAAAACCCACUCAACAAUAAACGACAACGAGGAGAUCGUAACAAAUUACAUUUGAGUUCUAAUGGUGUUAAUGCUAAAGGGAAGUGCAUUGGUAAAGAUGAUCUCCGGUUCAAAAUCAUGCAAAAAAGCAUGUCUUUCCGAGCUCAAACCAAUGAUCUGCUGAAUGGCAUGGACCUUCGUGAAAAGCUGUCAAGGACAGUUAAGCAUGCAGAAACUAGUGUUGAUAUGCAGAAGCCCAGACCUGAGACAAAGGAGACUAACCCAUGGGGCCAACUUCCUUCCAGAAGAAGUGCAGAAGAUUCACCACAGAUCAAUUUGCCCAGAAAUUCUUAUUCUGCUUGGUCUUUGGAUCAAUUAAAGCAAAGAUACCCAGAUGGAAUUUUUGGUUCUACUGGGAGUCUCUCCCCACAGAUGAAUGUUCCAAAACUACAGAAAAGGCCAAUAAUCCAGAAAUAUGAUGAUGUUAGAUCAGCUCCAUUUAUAAUCAAUAAUAUUCUUGAUCCUCCAGGACGUAUGGGCACUACACCUUUUAUGACAAAAUCUACACUACCGACUGGCAGUGCAAAACCUGUAGCACCAAUGCAAGCCCACCUCCAACCAUCGAGCAACAUUGUACAGAAAAAUUCAUACAUAGGUGAUGAACAGCCUACUGUUGACAGCUUGUUACAUUCUCUGGGUCUGGGAAAAUAUGCCAUUUAUUUUAAGGCUGAGGAAGUGGACAUGGCUGCGCUGAAGCAGAUGGGGGAGCAUGACCUUAAAGAGUUGGGAAUUCCAAUGGGGCCUAGGAAGAAGAUUCUUCUCGCUAUCUUGUCGCGUUCCAACAGGCAAUUAUGACCCAUGUACUUCACAAGCCCAUAAAUUUUAGGAGCAGUAGUUCUUAUUUUUUGAUGGAAAGCACAUAUUCAAGAAUCUUUAGCAUUAAAUUUAUACUAUGUAAUCUUAUUAAAUUGGGGUUGGCAACCUAUGAACCCGUUGUCACAUUUUUGCAGUCAAGAAUAACUACAUUGAUUCGUAUAUUAAUACGAGGGUAAGAAAUUUUGCAAUG